AUGGCUUCACAAUUUUGUGUACCUUCAGCAGGAUUUGAAGCUAUAGUGCCUAAUCACCUAACAAACUACAUUCUCAGGUUAGAAACUCUGAGUUUUUAUUUUACAGCCGAGACCUGUGAAGAGGUGAUUAAUAUGGAUGCAGAUGAAGCUGUUUUAGAUUCCUUACAAAGAUAUCCAUUAGAGGAAAACAUACAGGAAUAUGGUGUAAGAAUUAUAUCAAACCUAGCUUCAAUAGAGUCAACCAGCAGUGAGAUUAACAGUAGAAGAGUUUUAGAUAUUUUAAUGAAGAUGUUAACUAACUACUCUAACAGUCUGUGUAUCUUGGAACAUACCUUUGUUACCAUUGGACAAACUGUACUCACUUUUGAGGACCAGAAGUAUUUAUUAGAAUCAGGUGGAAUCACACAAAUCAUCAACACCAUGGAGAAAUUCAAUGAACACUCUACUAUUCUAGAACAUGGCUGUCGCAUUAUUGGCAACAUGGCUGUUUUCGAGAAAUUAAGAAGCAAGGUAGAAUGUUACGGAGCCUCUAAAGCAGUGAUCAAUGCGAUGUUGUUAUUAGAUCAGGUAUCAGAGAUACAGCUAUGUGGGUGUAUGGCCCUGAUGAACCUCACUGCUAACGUCCGAACCAACAAAUUAAACCUACUGAAACAUGGUGGAGUUUCAGCCAUUUUGUCGUGUCUGAAUAAUUUCUCUACAGACUCUGAAAUAUUACUGACAGCUCUGAAAACUCUGACAAACAUCAUUAGUCUUGAAAAUGCCUGUCAAAGUGUUGUUGAAAAAAAUGGUGUUCACCUACUCCUGUCACUUGCCAACACAACUAACUUUGAACCAGAAAUAUAUAGUUAUAUAGCUACAGUUCUUAGUGGUCUCACUAGUUUAAAAGAACUAGAGUUUGAUAUACUAGAGAAUAUAGACACAGCUCUGAUAAAAAUAUUAAACCAGUACCCAGACAGCGCUGAUAUCACUCUAGCGUUUUGUCAGACCAUGGAAAAUAUUCUAGCCUCAGAAUUGGGAAGAAAGAUGUUUAUAUAUGAAGAUAGACUCUCAUUAAUAUUAAAAUAUACAACACAAUUUAUAUACCAUAGUCACAUACAACAAAUAGGCUGUAAAAUAUUAGCUAUUAUAGCCAUGGGUGAUAUGGGUAGGAUAGUUGAAGAAGAGAAUGGAAUCAACCAAAUAAUGAAAAGUUUAAACCAACACCAGACUGAUUCCAGAUUACAUGUUCUAGCCUUGAUGAUACUGGCUAAUCUAUCUUUCUCAGCAAAAAAGGAAGACAGCCAAGUUAUUUUCGAAAUAGUUCUCAAAACAAUGACACAGUUUACAGAGAAUGUAGAGAUACAGAGCUAUGCCUGUCAUGUUCUCUGGCGUCUGCCAUUUUCUUACAAUACUGACCAACUGAGUCGAGUUUUAAAUUCAAUCAGGAACACUUUAAAAAGACACUCUCAUGAGGCGGAGGUUGUAAAAACAGCUGGUAAAGUUUUACACAAGAUAUCACAAGAUGGCCACCAAGCAGAAGUGGACAAUGUUUUAAAAUCUCCAUCAUUACCUCAACUACCAGAGUUUUUUUGGCAAUCUGUGAAGAGUGUUUCAUGA
Molecule: messenger RNA, 1596 nt
Organism: Lottia gigantea (owl limpet)
Lineage: Eukaryota; Metazoa; Mollusca; Gastropoda; Lottiidae
Exons: 13
Coding region: 1-1596 (531 amino acids)
Molecular function (GO): protein binding
Source: RefSeq, a predicted model, not a curated record